GGACACAGCACUGUGCCCAUCAGGCUAGCCCUUCCCAAGGGCUGUGAGUUCAAAGGCAAGUGAGGGGCAGUGCCUGAGCCCUGUUUUUUGGGUCCAGGUACUCUGUAUUUGUCAUAUAUUUCUUUUGGUGGGGUGAAAAGGGUGUCCAGUCUUCCUUUAUCCUCAAGGACUCUCACUGAAGCCAGACAGUUCCCCAUGGAAGACAGGUGGCAGCUUCCUUUGGGAUCUAGUUGCAGGCAAGCUUCAGAUUCGCUUGCUGUGGGUAACAGUUACCAGCUGCUCUGGUGUGACAUCCCAAAGACACCUGUGUGUUUGACACUGCAUCUGUGAGAAAAAAAGAUUGGCCUUGAACACUCUGUAAGAUGUUGCAUUUUUCUGUGAAGGAAGAAGGAAAAUUAAAGUAAAUACUUGUUGCAGGUUUUUUUUUGUUUGUUUGUUUUUUGGUUUUUUUUAAUAGAAAAGUAGUAAAUAACUAACAGAAGACAGUUGUUUCUAGUGCCCGUUUUUAGCUAAAAUAACGGGGGUUAAUUAUUAAACCUUUUACUUGGUCGCUCACUUGUGCUCCUGAUGCUUUAAUCCUGGGUCACACAAAGUUUAAGAGUGCUUUACAGGAGAGACUCACUUCUUUUUGCCUCAACCUUUCCAUGCUGACGGGAUGUUACGGGCUUUGCUGCUUACAGUCUCUGUAGUUGCCAUUGCUCAUGCUGAGCUCUGCAAGCCAGAUGCACAGAAUGCUUUCAAAGUACGGAUUAGUAUCAAAACAGCUUUGGGAGAUAAUGCAUAUGCCUGGGAUGCUAAUGAAGAAUACCUCUUCAAAGCAAUGGUGGCUUUUGCAAUGAGAAGAUACUCCAGCAAGAGCACAACUCAAAUUUCCAAUGUGCUGCUCUGCAAUGUGACAGACCGGGUGUCCUUUUGGUUUGUGGUCACAGAUUCUUCCAAAAAUGUGACAACUGUUCCUGGAAGUGAGGUAGAAGCAGCCAUCAGGAUGAACCGGAACAGAAUCAACAAUGCCUUCCUACUGAGUGACAAAACACUGCAGUUCCUGAAGAUAACCUCAACCUUAUCACCUCCUGUUGAACCCUCUACACCUGUCUGGCUUAUUGUAUUUGGUGUUGUUCUUUGCCUCAUUGUGGCUGGGAUUGUUUUCCUCAUUAUUUCAGGGAUUCAGAAACACAAGAAAAAGAAUAAAGAGUCAACAGAGAGAGAAAAUUUAGAAGAGAAAGUUGAAGUGGCACUAGAAAAUGGGAUUCCUUGUGAAGCACUGGAUUUAAAAGCAGGCCACGUUAAUGGAGUCUUUGCAGCAGAUGAUGAACGGUUCACAUCCCUAUGA
Molecule: messenger RNA, 1330 nt
Organism: Cinclus cinclus
Lineage: Eukaryota; Metazoa; Chordata; Aves; Passeriformes; Cinclidae
Gene: CLTRN
Product: collectrin, amino acid transport regulator
Exons: 6
Coding region: 656-1330 (224 amino acids)
Source: RefSeq, a predicted model, not a curated record